Molecule: messenger RNA, 441 nt
Organism: Echinostoma caproni
Lineage: Eukaryota; Metazoa; Platyhelminthes; Trematoda; Plagiorchiida; Echinostomatidae
Source: the annotation of a GenBank genome assembly
AUGAAUGACUAUUUCGGAUAUUCCUUCUCGAAGAAUUAUUGUCACGGCCAAAGUGACGAGACGUGUCUGAAUUUGCUCCCGUCAGACGCGUUGUGUUCCUACGUGCUCAGUGUGUGCAAACUGGUCACCGGUCGUUUUGUGGAUGCGGUGAAAGCCGCAGCACCGGUGCUUAGCCGAUGGGUGGAACCCAAAGUUUCCAGUUCUGCAGAGUUUAUUCAUCUCAAUUAUCUUAAAGAGUGGGCACGUUAUUUGCAUUCUCACUUCACACAACCGAUGAUUGAGUUUCACUGGCUAAGUGAUCUCUCCAAUCAGUUCAAACAGUACUGGGUUCAGUCCGUCCCGUUGGAGUCCGUGGUACGUCAAACAGUCUCAUUCUCCUUGUCUGCUUGUCCACGGAUCCGUUUUGUGGAAUUCCUCCUGAAUGUUGUCCGCCUUUUGUAA